Messenger RNA from Wasmannia auropunctata (little fire ant), 2265 nucleotides. RefSeq lists its product as uncharacterized. Gene Ontology annotation, cellular component: mitochondrial inner membrane. The transcript has 2 exons. Gene Ontology annotation, biological process: protein phosphorylation; lipid homeostasis; mitochondrion organization. Bases 488 to 2065 code for a protein of 525 amino acids. NCBI's taxonomy places the organism in Eukaryota, Metazoa, Arthropoda, Insecta, Hymenoptera, Formicidae. Gene Ontology annotation, molecular function: ATP binding; protein kinase activity. The record is from RefSeq and is a predicted model, not a curated record.
UAACUUUUGCGAAAGUUUCUCGUUUAUAGAAUAAUUUGGAUAUGAUUUCCCAUAUGGUAAUUUCUACGAGAAAGUUUGUAUGAUUUAUUCAUAUGCAAUCGCUCCGGAAAAAUCUAUCUCGUUAUAGGUUAUCUACGAUUACGUUGCAGUUAUGAGUUAUCUAACCAUAUCUAACUUCCUUCGACACCGUAAAUACCGUAAGUACACGUGUACAUCUCACAUAUAGUUAAAUUGAAGACCGACAGACUUGAGCUGACUAUUUAGUGAAUCGUUUGUGAAAGUAUCGUACGUUCGGGACACCAGUGCACACAAAGUUGACGUAGAAUCGUUAAUGAGACUCGCCUCCAGGAGAUAUGUAGGCUACGAAUGAGGUUAGCUUGACCCAAAGUUCUCAUUCCUCGCCUGGAUUCGAUGCUACGGGACGUCGUCCUCGUGAAUUUAUGAGGACUUUUAAUCACCUUACUCUCCAGUAGGAACUGUCAACCGAAUGGUGACGAUGUUUACAUCCAGAAGGCUGCUCAAAGCAGCCGCUAUCGGAACCAUCGGCCUGGGCACCCUGGCGUCCCUCAGGGCGAACGAGUACGACAUCGCCGCGAUCGGCAUCGUACGGCUGAGCCGUGCCGCGGUCACGGUGUUCAAGAUAGGCCGUCACUACAACCGGGAGUUGUACAACAGCAAGCUGGACAGAACGUCGGCGGAGUACAUGCAGCUGAAGUCGGACGUUCAUCUGUACGGGGCGCAGAAGCUGCUGGAGCUCUGCUGCGCCAACAAGGGAGUGUACAUCAAGGUGGGCCAGCACGUGGGCGCGCUGGACUACCUGCUGCCGCCGGAGUACGUGCGCACCAUGCGCGUGCUGCACAGCUCGGCGCCUCAGUCCUCGUUCAAGGACGUGCUCACCGUGAUCAGGGAGGACUUCAAGAGGGAUCCGUACGAGAUAUUUCGGAGCAUCGACCUGGAGCCCGUGGGCACCGCCAGCCUCGCGCAGGUGCACCGGGCCGUGCUGAGGAACGGCGACGUGGUGGCGGUGAAGGUGCAGCAUCGCGCCGUCAAGAGUAACUCGUACGUGGACAUCAAGACCAUGUCGGCCCUGGUGAGCAUCACGUCGCUGGUAUUCCCGGACUUCAAGUUCGACUGGCUGGUCAAGGAGACGAAGAGGAACAUCCCGCUGGAGUUGGACUUCAGCCUCGAGGGCAGGAACGCCGAGAAGGUGCAGAGGCUCUUCAGCGGCUACCGCUGGCUGAGAGUGCCGAGGAUUUACUGGGACGUGUCGUCGUCCCGCGUGCUCACGAUGGAGUUCCUGGAGGGCGGACAGGUGAACGAUCUGGAUUACAUGCGCGCCCACCGGCUGAACCCGUACGAGGUCACCAGCAAGCUCGGUCGUCUGUACAGCCACAUGAUCUUCAUCGAGGGUUUCGUCCACUCGGAUCCGCAUCCCGGUAACAUCCUCGUGCGCAAUCGCGACUCCCAGGCGGAGAUCGUGCUGCUGGACCACGGCCUCUACGCCGAUCUGUCCGAUCAGUUCCGCUGGGACUACUCGAAGCUGUGGCUGGCCAUCCUCGACGGCGACCGGGCGGCCAUGAAGGAGUACUGCACGCGGCUCGGCGUCGCCGAUUACUACGGCCUGAUGGCGUGCAUGGUGUCGGGCAGGACGUGGGAGACGAUCAUGUCGGGCGUGCGUAAGACUCGCUACGACGCCCGCGAGAAGGAGAUGUUCCAACAGAACGUCCCGAACCUGCUGCCGGAGAUCUGCAAAGUGCUGGACCGCGUCAAUCGGCAGAUGCUGCUGAUCCUCAAGACCAACGACCUGAUGCGCGGCAUCGAGCACUCGCUGCACACCCAGUCCAGGAUGUCGGCCAUGAUAGAGAUGUCCAAGUGCUGCGUGCGUUCCGUAUACGGUGAGAGGCUCAAGCGAUGCUCGGGCGCGUGGGACAAGUGCUGGGUGUCGCUGGCCGAGCGCUGGGCGCUUCUCAAACUGUCAUUCUACUACGUGUACCUGGGCCUGAUACACUUCGACUUGAACAGCUCGAUCGAGUCUCUAUGGACGAAGGAUUUCUAUCCGCUUUAACGAAAACUUUCGUGUAGACUAAUGUUUUGUUUUCCGACUGAAUAUUCAUUGCGCUCUUUGAAAAAUCUUUUUUUUUUUUUAAGAGGAAAUGUUUCUUUUUCAAAAGAGAAGCCCUACAAAGAUUUCUACCUCUUUUUUUUACUGUUGAUAAACGAUUCGAUAAUCUGUACAUAGUAACUUAUUAAAAAAUGUACAUUUUA